Messenger RNA from Sardina pilchardus (European sardine), 2600 nucleotides. It is a transcript of the gene eps8l3a, whose product is annotated as EPS8 signaling adaptor L3a. The record is from RefSeq and is a predicted model, not a curated record. Gene Ontology annotation, cellular component: vesicle; ruffle membrane; plasma membrane. The coding region runs from base 136 to 2052 and encodes 638 amino acids. Lineage: Eukaryota; Metazoa; Chordata; Actinopteri; Clupeiformes; Clupeidae. The transcript is spliced from 20 exons. Gene Ontology annotation, molecular function: actin binding. Gene Ontology annotation, biological process: Rho protein signal transduction; regulation of Rho protein signal transduction; positive regulation of ruffle assembly.
CGUACUGCGAGUGUGAAUCCAAGUGGAAGAGAUCUCAGAACGAUGAUGUGAAGACCCUCAAAACACAACUCAGAGAGGGGCAAGUGGAUUAAGGGAGUUAUUUUCACAAAGGUGUUUGGCUAGAGACGGUCCAAGAUGUACCAAGAUCCUUACAGCUUUGACACCAACAGUUAUGCUAGCUCCGUCAUAUCCAAUGGCUUCUCAGUUGAGACAUCCUCCCAGGUGUCCAAUGUGUCCAGAUUAAGUGGCAGAUCCAUAUACACAGACCAGAGGAAAGCGUAUGUGGAAAACCUCAACAAUCAGAUGGGCCGCUUCCAGUACAGAGUCGAGCACCUGUUCACCUGUGACAUGGAUGGCCAGGACGUGAAUCUGGACGAUUGUGUCGAGCGUCUGAAUAUGCUGGAGGCCAUGGGCAGUGUGUGGGGCCAAGAAAUGUUCCUGCAGGUGCGGGAUGGGUCACUUCAGCUCGUCGACAUCGAGACCAAGGAGGAGCUGGAGGCGCAUCCGGCCAGUAACGUGUCAGGUGUGCAGGCCGUGCUGGACAACGCCGCGUAUAACUCCCUGCUGACCGUGGCUGUGUGGGAGGAACGCAAGAUGGGCUACAGCGUCUUCAUGUUCCAGUGCGAUUCCCUGAGGGCUGAUUACAUCAAACAAAAUCUAGACAGAGCUAUCAACUACAGAAGAGUUGACCAACCCAGGGACAAUAUGAGAGCUAUCAUGGCAGCCAAGAUGAGCAGUGUCCAUGAGAACAACGGACCCGCUUCAGUGGAGUGGGAUCGGCAAGAACAGCCCCCUAUGGAGUGGGACGCCCCAGACUAUGAUGAUAGCCCAUUGCCUACACCCACGCCUACGCCCCUUGCCAAAUCACCGGAGCCGGUACAAAGGCAACCGUCACCGCCUCCACCCCAGAGGACCCCCAGCCCCCAGCCCUACACAGAGAAGGAGAGAAAUGUGGACAUCUUGAAUCACUUGAUAAAUGAUAUCGAGGCAUUCGUGGGCAGAGUGAGAGACGUGGCACCAAAAGAGAAGAAAAAGAAGAAAAAGGAUAAGAAGAAGAAGUUCAAAGCUAUCAAAGGCAUGUCCUCUCCAGAGGAGUUUGAGAUCUACUUCCAGAAAAUCAAGUUUGCCUUCAACAUUCUGGGAGAACUGAAGGGGCAGAUCAGCGAUCCGAGUGCUGCUGACCUCGUCCACGUCUUCUUCUCCAUCCUCACCUAUCUGGUGAACUACUGCCCCGAGGAACUGCCCCCGUCCGUUGUCGUGCCCCUGCUGAUCCCGGAGAGCAUCCGGCUGAUGAGCGAAGAGGCCACCGCGGAGGAGGACCAGUUCUGGCAGUCGCUGGGAGACGCCUGGAAUAUCCCCAGCACCCAGUGGGGGGACGAUGACGAGGAGAUUGCCGAUUACUUCCCGACGUUCGAUGAUGGUUGGAUACCCCAAGACGUCACACCUGAGAGUGAGCUGCCGCAGCCGAAGCCGCAGCCGAAGCCGCGGUCACAGCCACCGCCGCCAUCGUCCAGUCGUCCACUCAGCAGGCAGCCCAGUCAGCACACCAAGCCUGAGACACCACUAAAUCAGGCCCCGUGGGAGCCCCCAGCCGAUGACGAAGAGGAGGAGGCCAAUUACAUGCGUGUGAUCUUCGACUUCACCGCCAGGAACCCGAGAGAGCUCAGCAUCUCAAAGGGAGAAAUUGUCCAGCUGCUGGACAUGUCCAAGCAGUGGUGGAAGGUUCGAAAUGAUGACGGAGAGGUAGGACACGUCCCAAACAACGUCUUGGAGCCACUAGACAAAAACCAGGAGGAACAACAGCAAGUGGUGACCAACCCAAACUUGACCAAGAAAUCUAAACCACCAGAGGUGAAGGCCUGGUUGGAGUACAAGGGAUUCAAUAAGAUCACGGUGCGUUGUCUGAGCAUGCUCAGUGGCGCCUCUCUUCUAGGGAUGACUCGCGAAGAGCUGAAGAUGAUUUGUCCUGACGAGGGGGGACGGGUAUUCUUCCAGCUGCAGAAUGUCAAGGCAGCAAAUGCUUUGGCAAGUGAGGUCAGACAUAUGGAAUAAGGACUCAACAAAAUGAACUGGACCCAAUGGAGAGUCUGAAGGACUAAGACAUAACUAAAAGCUAUGUGUACAGUCAUUUGGAUGCAGGAGCCUUUCCCUACAUGCCUGCUAAGAGCUUGAAAGGAUUCUUUGGAAACCACUGUACUUUACUGUAAAUGUAUGUUGUUAAUUUAAGUAUGAGAUUUAAGCUGGAGUUCUUGCAACUCCUAGCGAUCACUUCUGGGAUCCUCCAUUCUGCUGUUCCCAUGGAAACAAAUAUUGUGCCUGAUGCCACAUAUCUAUACAGCCUACGUGUUCAAUUAUGUCCAACUUCAUUCACACAUAAAAUACACUUUGUCUCUAUUUAUGCUCAAUUUUGUCUUGCCAUAACACUAUUUGUUGCACUGUGUAGAAUUACAGGGGCAAUUUCUCCACAACAUUGCUCUACAAAUGAAUUCAACUAAACUCUAUUCAUUUUCAAGAGUAGUAGUGAUUAAAUAAAACAAAUAAUAUGUUGCAUGUGUUACUUUAAAAAUAGUCUUGACAUAAUGCCAUGCGUGAAUUUUCUU